Messenger RNA from Mitosporidium daphniae, 1107 nucleotides. Its product is annotated as catalytic subunit of CAMP-dependent protein kinase. The record is from RefSeq and is a predicted model, not a curated record. The transcript has 3 exons. Bases 1 to 1107 code for a protein of 368 amino acids. Gene Ontology annotation, cellular component: nucleus; cAMP-dependent protein kinase complex. NCBI's taxonomy places the organism in Eukaryota, Fungi, Microsporidia. Gene Ontology annotation, biological process: peptidyl-serine phosphorylation. Gene Ontology annotation, molecular function: ATP binding; cAMP-dependent protein kinase activity.
AUGAGUAAGAAGCCACACGAACAAGCUUCCAAGAGAUCAUUUGCAACCGCUGCUGGAAAAAAGAUUUGCCGAUCUUGUGAGGAUGAAAAUCGGACAAUUUCACCGGCGAAACCGUUGAAAGUCGCCUCGCAACGCGUCACAUCGAUCUCUUUGAAAGACUUUCAGCGAGUAAGAACAAUUGGGACAGGCUCUUUUGGCAGGGUUUUUCUUGUCAUCCAUUUGGAGACGAAAAAGCCAUAUGCAUUGAAAGUGCUUAACAAGCGUCGAAUUCUCGAGACACGCCAAUUGCCACACACAAUCAACGAGCAGAAGAUCUUGUCAUCGUUGCAGCACCCAUUUAUGGUAUAUUUGGUCGCUUCGUUCCAAGAUCCAGCGAAUCUCUAUCUGCUAAUGGACUAUGUCCCCGGUGGUGAGCUCUUCAGCAUUCUGCGUCGGCUGGUGCGGUUCUCAAAUGAGAGCUGCAGGUUCUAUGUGGCGGAGUUAAUUUUAGUUCUUGAAUAUUUACAUCGGAAUUCUAUUAUUUACCGCGAUUUGAAGCCAGAAAAUGUUUUGCUAGACGACAAGGGGCAUGUUGUGUUGACAGACUUUGGCUUUGCAAAGAUGGUGCCUGCAGGGUUGACGCGGACGCUUUGCGGCACGCCAGAGUAUUUGGCGCCAGAGAUUAUCCUGGGCCGAGAGUAUGGCAUUGGUGUUGAUUGGUAUGCACUCGGCGUCCUCAUAUAUGAAAUGCUGGUGGGCAUGCCGCCAUUUACACCGCGCUCCAAUACGAACCUUUACGAGGUGGUGCUUGAGGCCUCAUGGAAGUUCCCUGCAUAUCUUGAUCCGCUUGCCGUCGAUUUGAUCCUGCGGCUGUGCACUCCAGAUCCGACGGUCAGGCUUGGUGUGUUGCUAAAUGGCGCCCACGAUAUUAUGAAUCACCCGUGGUUCGACGACAUCCAAUGGGAGCAGCUUCUGAAGAAGAAUAUUGAGCCGCCGAUUGUGCCAACGUUGACGUCGCCCACGGACGCCCAGUAUUUCGAAACAUAUAGCGAAGACGAGUCGCUGUUCUACCCCCCCUCCUAUGUGGAGCAAGUCUAUAUUGACGAGUGGGACUACAUGCCCAAAUAG